Molecule: messenger RNA, 2845 nt
Organism: Pipistrellus kuhlii (Kuhl's pipistrelle)
Lineage: Eukaryota; Metazoa; Chordata; Mammalia; Chiroptera; Vespertilionidae
Gene: HEMGN
Product: hemogen
Exons: 5
Coding region: 621-2003 (460 amino acids)
Biological process (GO): regulation of osteoblast differentiation; cell differentiation
Cellular component (GO): nucleoplasm
Source: RefSeq, a predicted model, not a curated record
CAAGAGUUUACAUUAAUUUGCAACAGAUUAAGGUUAAAAAAAAUGUCACAUGGGAAAAAACAAUGUAAGAUUAAUUUCACAAGUAUUUUGGCACUCUUCAUAAUUUUCAUUUAUUAUUUUCACUUUCACAAAAACUGUGUGAGGUGCACAAGUCAGGAAUUAUUUUUACCCACUUUACAAAUAAGGAAAGAGAACUAUAGAAAUGGUUGGGUGACUUGCUCUAGGACAUGGAUCUGGUGAGAUCCUAGUGUUCUACCUAUGCCACCCCCUCUGUAAAACAGAACAUUACUUGUUGGUAUACAGAACCAAGUGGCUGCUGUACCAAAGGCUGUGUGUGCCAUGCCAGACUGGGGCUGUGGGCUCCUGUAUAGUUAGCAACUGUGCUAGAGGGUGGGGACAGAGCAGCAGCCAUGACCCCUACUCACACCUGUGCACUGUGAUAAAGAAAAUAGAAGUAGCCAGCAGCUGUGGUUCAACCAGAUAAAACUUUUAGGCGGGAAGUCAAGUGACAAGUGAACUUGUGUGUGUGUGUGUUUUAGAUGUUAAUUGCUUUUGAAAUUUUUUAAAAAGGCAGCUUGAGGAAGUCGGACCAAAUAGUAGCAGGAAGGUAUUGCAGCAAGAUGGAUUUGGGAAAGAACCAACCUCGUUUGGCACUGCAUCAGACAUGUGAUUCUCACCAAGAAAACUACGUUCCAGAAGUGAUUGGAACUUGGAGUUUGCGAAACAGAGAGCAGCUCAGGAAAAGAAAAGCUGAAGCACAAGAAAAGCAAACGUCACAAUGGCAGUUUGGAGAGAAAAAAUACAAGCGGCAGAAGACGGGAAAAGGAAAUCAAAGAGGCAGAAAGAACCACCAAAAUACAGAACUAAAGGUAGAGCCUCAGUCACAAUUAGAAAAGGAAAUGAUGGAGAAUGCACUGGCACCUACAGAGAAAGAAAACGAAUCACCUAGGAGUGUAACUGAAGCUCUCCCUUCAGUAGCCUCCCCAAAGAGAACUGAACCUGAGAAAAAACUUCCUGCCACAGGUCAAGAAAGCACUAUAUGUCAGAAAAAUUCUUCUGAGUACCAAGAAACAACAGUUCAAAACCACCCUUCUGAAAUAGGCCAAGAUAUUGCUGAGCCUGAAGACCUCUCUCCUAAAUUGUGCUUAGAAAUCGCUGUAAUUCAAGGUCAUUCUUCCAAAAUGUGCCAUGAUAUGGCUGGACCUGAAGACCUCUCUCCUAAAAUGUGCCAAGAAAUCGCUGUAAUUCAAGGUCAUUCUUCCAAAAUGUGCCAUGAUAUCCCUGAACCUGAAGACCUCUCUCCUAAAAUGUGCCAAGAAACAUCUGUAGUCAAAGCCCUUCCUUCUAAAACAUAUGAAGACACAGCUGGCAUGGAAGGAUGCUCUCUUGAAGUAUGCCCCAAAGCAGAAGUGCCUAAAGGUUACACUCUUGAAACACACCAAACAAGAGCUGAACCCAAGGAAGACAGUACUGAACCAGGUCAAGGAAUAGCUGGGACUGAAAGCUUUCCUCCUAAAAUACAACAAGAAAUAGCUGAGCCUAAGGACCUUUCUACAAAAGCAUACCAAGAAAGGGUUGAACCUGAACAUGUUUCUCAUAAAGCCUAUGAAGAAAUUUCUGUGCCCAAAGCCCUCUCUUGUAAGACAAUCCAAGAAACACCUGCUCAUGAGGAAUGUCCAUCUGAAAUAUACAUUUACCAAAAAACACCUGAGCCUGAAGAUUGUGCAUCUGAAAUAUACCAAGAAAAACAAGGGCCUGAAGACCUCUCCACUAAGAUAUAUAAGAAUGUGCCUGUAUUAUGCUUUCCUGAACCUACCCAAGAAGUAGAUGGGCCCCAUGGCCAGGAUCCUAACGCACACCAGGAAGAUACUACGGAUGUUUAUACUUUUUCUCGAGAAAUGAAAGAAAAGCCAAAAGCACAAGAACCAGAGACACCAGCAAUUCCAGAUGUUCCUCAAGAGAUCAACCCAGAAAAUGAUGUCUAUAGUUAUGUUUUGUUUUAACAAUGCUCGAUCAUAACAAUUGUGAAGCAAAAUACACAUCUUAUUCCACAUGAUUUCUCUCAAAAUAUUGUAGCAAUCUCUACAAUAUUCAUUAAUAAUUUAAUAGUGUGUUCUUUUUCCAUGUAUAGACCUUAUCUGAAAGAGAAAACUAAUGUGUUUUUCAGGCUAUAUUACAUAGACAAUAAUCUACAGUGUGUGCAUGUGUGUGUGUGUGUGUGUGUGUGUGUGUAUUGGGGUGAGGAUAGUGGUGGGAAAAGAUGAAAAUGAGAAAGGGGAGGGCUGAAUAAUUAACUUACCCCUAAUAAUUAUUUUUUAUUAAUUUUUUUUUAAUUUACACCUGUGGAUAUUGUUUCAUUGAUUUUCAGAGAGAGUGGAAAGGAGGGGGAGAGAUAGAGGGAAAGAAACAUCAAUGUAAGAGGGACAUAUGGAUUGGUUGCCUUCUGCAUGCACCCUGACCAGGGCCAGGGAUUGAGCCUGCAACUGAAGUAUGUGCCCUUGACUGGAAUUGAACCUGGGAGUCUUCGGUCUAUGGGCUGUCGCUCUAUCUACAGAGUCAUACCAGCUAGGGCUUGAUUAAUUCUUAAGAGCAGAAAAAUUAAUAAAUCUGAGCACUUAAAAUAUGGGUGAGUAUAUACUUGUAAACUUUGUUCAACUAAUAAUGUAAAAAUAGCAUCAAAAUUUUAUUGAGAUUUUAGGUGUGUUUUUUUUUUAAGUUAAUUUUAUCUUUCUGGUACUCCAAAGAACUUUUGUAGUGCUGAAUAUAUUGUGUAUUUGAAUUUGAAUUUUCUGUUUUUACUUUUUAUAUAUUGUAUUUGUACAUUAAAUCAUUAUUAUAUGCUUAA